AUGGGAGAACCAGAGGACGAAAAGAAAGCCCAAGAAGCCCCCUCCCAGGACGUGGAGAUGGUUGAUGAUGACGUUGUCAACCCCACGCUAGAAAACGAGCAUGUCACGAUUCCUGAUGAAUCCAACCCAGGCAACCAAGAGCCUUCAGUUGAGCAACACGAAAUACGGUCAGAUGUCUUACAACAAAGCAACACAGUUCAACCUUCCGGGAAUUCAGAAAAGCCUCAUAUCAUCUCCGUUGAAUCUGAGACAAUUUCCGACCAUCCGCUGAAACCUGAUGACCAGGUCGAAGAGACUGACGUGCCUGGCGAGGUCAUAGAACCCACAGUUGAUGCCACGUCUCCCGCAAUUACUGUCAAUGAACCCGAAUUGGAGUCACAUGAACAAGAAACUCAAGAGAACUCUCAAAUUGCAGCUCAAGCAGAGUCCCAAGACGCACCUCAUCUUGAAGUACAGCAGAUUGAAAGUGAGCAACCAGAAACUCAGCAGGCUGACGACGCUCCUGUUGAUCAAGAACAUGGGCAAACCGAGAAUGCUGCUGAAGCUGCUCCAGACAACAUGGAGGAAGAUCAGGACCCCAACACUUCUGUCACAUUGAACCCUCCCAGCUCAGCUCAGAACUUUGCCACGCCGCUGAAGUCACUUCCAGCACUCAAAGACAUCGAGCCAAUCACAACUCCAAAGUCAUUCAACGUUGCUAAGGACGCCGAGAAUGUUCGCAGCUCGCCUGUUGCUGAACAAAGGUCCGCCAACUUGGCCGAGCUAGCUGAGCAGGAUGAUGUUCUUGAUCACCCUGCUAACGACACUUUUGCAUCUGCCGUCAUGGACACUCACAACAAUGACGGUAACACUUCAGAGACUGGUAACAAGCUGGAAUCGGACCUAGAACCCGUUGCAUCUUUCCUUGGCUUGGACUCUGCCACGUUAGGCAAGUUACCUUCUCUCAUAAUUUCCAAGCUUGUGACUAAGACACAGCAAUUUCAUGGGCUACAAUCGGAGCUCUCUUUCUUUAAGCUCAAUCAAGAGCAGUUCAGUCAGGUGCAACUGAAGAAGCUCGAAGCGUUCCAGCAUAAAAUUGAGAAGUUGACGGAAACAAAUGCUAACAUAACCUUGGAAAACGAAGUUCAGUACGACGAGUUGGUCACCCUCAAAGAAACGCUCACAUCGGUCCGCAACGAGAACUCGAAUCUUUCGGACAAAGCGUUCCAACUCGAGUCCAAGUUGAAGGAAUGGGAGAGCAAAUACAAUGACUUACAUGGCUCCAACGAUGCGAAUAACCUUCAACUCAACGAGGCUCUUGAUAAGGCAAUCAAAUCGAAUCUAGAACUGGGUCAAAAACUCAGCGAGCUUAACAAAGAGCUCAGCGAAGCCGUCAAUGAGAAGUUCAACUUCAAGCUUGAGUUGAACAAAGCAAAUAAUGAGCUUGUGUACACAAAAAACCAGAAGGAGUGGUAUGAGAAGGAGCUCAAGUCUCUCCAAGACAAGUACACGACCCUUCUUAAAAAGCACGAUGCUGACAGCUUGAGAGACUCCAACCAAAUAAGCUCUCUCUCUUCUAAGAAUGAGACUUUGGCAUCUAUCAAAGACUCACUCCAAGCCCAAAUCAGAGAGCUUGAUGCGAAACUCGAAAAACAAACUAAUAAGGCGUCUGAUUUAGAAACAAGUCUUGAGGUGCAGAAAUCCAAAUUCUUGAAGGAUAGUGCUCAAAAGGAUGAUUUAAUUGAACUUUUGAAUGUUCAGAUGAACGAAAAGGCCUCUAGAAUCCUGACUUUGGAAAACUAUUCUGAGGAGCUCAAAACCACUACAUCUCAAUCGAUCUCGAAUCUUCAGAGGGAUCUUUAUGAAAGGGAGGAUAAGCUUGCUCAAGUGGAGGAGAAACUCAGACGUACUGAAGAUGCUCUUGAUUCCGAGCUCCACAAAGAGACCGAACUCCCGAAGUUGGGUACUUCUGCAGAAUUGAUUAUGCAAAACAAACCUCAUGGAAUCUCCUUGUCUUCAUUAUACACUGAAUUCAACCACAUGAAGAAGGAACUCGUUCUCGAAAAAUCACAAAAAGAAAAGCUUGCUGCUCAAUUGCAACAUUUCGUAUCUGAGCUUGAGUCCAAGAAGCCUGCCAUUGCAUCUUACAGAAACCAGAUCCAAUUCUACGAGCAAUCUCUCAAAGACAUGCUUGGAAAGCUUGAGGCUUUGAGACUCGACAAACUUGAUUCUGAUAAGGAAACUAAUAGAUUGAGAACGAGAUUGAGUAACUACGAGGCAGAAUUGCAGUCCUUGAAACAGUUGUCGAAGGAUCUUGGAAGACAGUUGUGCUAUUAUCUCAUUCAUUCGAAGGUGAGAGAUGGAAAUGACAACCCAUUGACUUCAGAGGAAAGAAAAACGAUUGACUUGAUUUUGACAAAGAGCGGGAACAAGGAUUCCAACGGUGAGUCUGACACUGACCAACUUAUCACUGAAAGGCUUGUCGGCUUUUCCUCUAUCAUUGAAAUGCAGCAGAAGAACCAGGACUUGCUAGUGGCUGUGAGACUGCUUGGUAAGCAGCUUGAAGCAAAGGAGCAAGAGACGGAGGGACUUGAAUCUGCGGCAGUAGAGGAGGCUAGAGAAGCAAUCUUGACAUUACAAGGAGAGCUUGAUAGUGUCAACACCAGGCUUGAAGCCGUCACCAAGGAAAGAGACCUUAUCAAGUCAUUGGGUGAUACUACUUCAUCAAAUGGUACAGAACUGAGUAAGGUUGAGGUCAGACUUCUCACUGAAUCCAAUCAGGAGCUCAAGACAAAGCUCAAGGAUACCGAGGAAUCCUUGAAGACUAUGCAAUCGCAGCUGAGUGAGAAAAUCAAAUCAUUAAUGGAGAGAUUGACUCAGUCUAAUUCUGCCUGCGAAGAGGUGCAAACCAAACUCAGUUCCGCUAAGCACAGCGCUUCUCUCGCCGAGAACAGAUACGAUAAUGUCAAGAAGCUAUUGGACAAUACCACUAGACAAGUUGAGAAUGCAAACCGAGAGGUCGCCUUCUGGAAAGAGCAAGCCUCUAAACAAGAAACUUUAUUGGUGAGAAAAUCGAAUGAGCUCCGCGAUGUGGAAAGAGGGCUUGCUGAGGCCAACUCUGCCCUGGAGAGCUUGAGAUCCGAGAAAGAGGUUUGGGGUGCUAUCCAAAAGUCAUUGAAGGAAGAGGUAGCCCAGCUCAAGCGUGAUAAGGACCAACUUAACUCAUUUGUCUCCAAUUUACAAUCUCUUUUCAAGGAAAGAGAACAGUCCAGCUUGGAGUUGUCCAACAGAUUAUCUCAAAGCAUUGAAAACUACCAGGCCUUGCAACAGAAGCUUACUCAGAAGGAAGAGAAGAUUGAGAUAUUGACUUCCCAAUCUGAGAUGGCAUUGAAGGCUCAGAAUGCUAAGCUUGAGCAGGUGAAUGAGAUCAGCCAGAGAUUGGUAGAUGCAAAGCUGAAGAUCUCCGAGAAAGAAUCUGUUAUCAAGACAUUACGUGAUCAGCUCACUAACGCGUCAAAGGUACGCCCUAAUCGCGCAUUGGAAGCAACUGUGACUUCAGAAAACGGCAACAAUGCUUCCGAGUAUGACGACAUCAAAUUCGAGUUGAAGCAAGCUGAGGCGCAAGUGAAUGAGUUCAGUAACAUCGCAAAGGCUGCCGAGGACGCUUUAGUCAAGGCCACUGAGUCUUUCGAUAACUAUAAGGUAACCGCAGAUGAAAAGAUUGAAGCGGCGGAAAACGAGAAAAAGGCGUUAUUAUCUCAAAUUGAUUCCCAGAAGAAGGAGAUUGACGACCUUCAGAAGAAACUGUACAGCGACCAGGCGGAACACCUUAACACAGUUCAAGAAUUGAAGACUAAGCUUCACGAGUACUCCUUGAAGGCUUCUUCAUAUGACGACUUGAAGUCUGAAUAUGAACAGAAGUUUACCGGCUUGUCAAACGAUUUGAAUUCUCAGGCUCAGAUGAAUGACGCUCUUGACAAAAAGUUCCAGGCCAAAUUUUCGGAAGUGGAAGCAUUAAACACGGAGCUCGUGACUCAGAAGGACUUGAAUCAAACGCUCCUCCAGAAGAUCGAGGAUCUCACUGUCAAAUUGAACAAUGCAUCGGCUGAAUUGUCUACGAAGGAAUCUGUUGUUAGCGACGAACAAGCGAAGAACCUCGAGGAGCUUGAAACGACAAAGGCAAAAUUGAAUGACUUACAGUACCAAUUCAACCUCACAUUGAACCAACUCGAGUUGAACAAAUCAGGCAACAGUGCGGAUGAUGCCUCUGGGGAAGACUUGAAGGAGGUCGUCAACUAUUUGCGUCGGGAGAAGGAUGUUGCUGAAUCCAGAGUUAAUCUGUUGAUCGAAGAAAAGCAGCGUCUUGAAGUUCAAGUCGAUACAGUCAACGCAGAAUUGGGCGCUGCCCGCUCACAAUUGAACAGGCUUCUGAACACCAAGGUUCAAUUGGAUGACGCCACGAAGGAACAUGCUCGUUUACUUGAACAGCUCGAGCAGUUGAAUAUCUUGAGGGAAAGCAAUGUGACCUUGAGAAACGAAAACAAGAAGUCUCUUGAAACCGUCGAGAACUUGCGCAAGGAGAUUGAAACUCUCAAGUCCAACGCAGUGUCUAAUCCAUCAGCUGGUGUCAGUGAUGAGGCAUCUGCUUCCGUCCAUGAACAGGAUCUUCGCUUAUUGAAGGAGGAAAAUGAGAGAUUGAAGAACCAAUUGGAGAACAACGAGGAAAUGAAGAAGCUUUUGGCCAAGUUCGAUGCUCUCAAGAACGAGUUUAGAUCUAAGCUCAUCGCCCACAGAGAUAAGAACAGAGAGUUGGAGAAAGAGCUUAAUGAACUUCGCAGCACUCACGAUACAACCACUAAGCAGCUUUCUGAUCUUCAGAGUCAACAAGGUUCAGGUAGCAAUGACAAUACUGACGCUUUGAAAGAACAGUUGAGCAAAGCUGAGGCCGCGAAGCAAGAAGCCGAUAAGAGAUUUGAGACUGAGGUCACAAAUUUAAGAGAGCAGCAUGAAGCCGACAAGACGAAGUUAAGAACACAGUUGCAAACCCAGUUUGAUGUAAGACUUGCUGCAGAGCUCGCAAAAGCCAAGUCAGAGUCGACCACAGAAGGUAGCCCAGCCGCUGUCUCGGAAGAUGAAAUCAAGCAACGUGUGGAGCUGGAGCUGCGUGCUAAGGUCGAGGCGGCCACAAAGGAGCUUACUGCAAAGUUUGAGAAGGAGUUGGACAGCAAGGUUGAGCAGCGUGUGCAAGAGAGAUUAGCUUCACAAGGUGCCAAUCAGGCCUCAAACAAAGAAAAAGAGGAGCUCACCAAGUAUUACGAGGACAAAAUCAAAGCUCUCAAUGACGACCUCGAACAUCGUCUCGAUGACGAAAAGCAGAAGUUGGAGCAAACGAUUGAGACCAAGUACUUAUUCAAGCUCCGUGUCUUGACUAGAAAGCUCGAGAAAUAUGAGGGCACUGAGAGCUCUGGUGGCGACACUCAAACUAGCGAGAGGCCAACUAGUGCAAGACAAGGGCAAGGCAGCGGGAGAAGCACUCCAACCUACAGUGGACCUCAUGGCGAGAGUACACUAAGCGUGAUCCAACCAAACACUUCUGGUAAUAGAAACGGUCAACAAGCUGUCACCUUCCCUCAAACGCAAGGUCAGGGCCAGGGUCAGCAGGGUCAGCAAAGAGGCAACUACCAAGGUACACACCAGGGACACACCUACAACAGAAAGCGUACUUUUCCGCCAAGUUCCGGCAACACUUACAAGAAACCAAGGGAUGACAAGGAUUAA
Messenger RNA from Candidozyma duobushaemuli, 5757 nucleotides. RefSeq names its product Mlp1p (gene MLP1). Gene Ontology annotation, cellular component: nuclear pore. Gene Ontology annotation, molecular function: structural constituent of nuclear pore. The transcript has a single exon. Lineage: Eukaryota; Fungi; Ascomycota; Pichiomycetes; Serinales; Metschnikowiaceae. The record is from RefSeq and is a predicted model, not a curated record. Gene Ontology annotation, biological process: mRNA export from nucleus. The coding region runs from base 1 to 5757 and encodes 1918 amino acids.